AUGGAGCUUGCAAUGUUCAAUGUGAGUCAUGGCUUCACGGAGUCCGUGGUCCGUGGGCUGCGAUCUGGAUUCCUGGGCCCGGAGGACUACCGGCGGCUGGGUGCUUGCGAUACGCUGGAAGACAUGCGUAGUGCGCUGGAAGAGACGGACUACGGAACCUUUCUGCAAGAUGAGCCGUCGCCCUUGCUGGUGUCAACCAUCUCCAAGCGAUGUUACGACAAGCUUGCCGACGAGUUUCGCUACCUGAAAGCGCAAACGGUGGAGCCUUUGUCGACGUUCAUGGACUUCAUCGCCAGGGAAAAGAUGAUUGACAACGUUUGCAUGAUCAUCCAGGGCGCCCUCAACAACAAGGCACCAAAGGAACUCGAAGAGAAGGUUCAUCCUCUUGGAGUCUUCGAGGGCAUGAAGGUGAUCAUGUCGGAGAGCUUCGAUGUGCAAGGCGGCUUCGACGACGUCUAUCGCAUCUUCCUGGUGGAUACGCCCAUCGGCCCGUACUUUGAGGAGUACCUGAAGGAGGCAGACCACGACAAGGAUGAAAUGGCACCUGCAGGCAUCGAGACCUCCCAGGUCGGCGGCAUUCUGACCAAGCAGGACCUGGAGAUCAUGAAGCAAAGUCUCAAGAAGGCAUGGCUGGAGGACUUCUACAGCUUCGUGGAGAGCCAGGGCGGGACCACUGCAGAAGUGGCGCGGUUCAUGGACUUUUAG
This is a messenger RNA of Symbiodinium sp. CCMP2592, 705 nucleotides long. NCBI's taxonomy places the organism in Eukaryota, Dinophyceae, Suessiales, Symbiodiniaceae. The record is from the annotation of a GenBank genome assembly.